Molecule: messenger RNA, 1169 nt
Organism: Daphnia pulex (common water flea)
Lineage: Eukaryota; Metazoa; Arthropoda; Branchiopoda; Diplostraca; Daphniidae
Exons: 5
Coding region: 172-1074 (300 amino acids)
Source: RefSeq, a predicted model, not a curated record
AGGUGCGUAUUUAUAGAUGUGAACGCUAAGAUGCGUGUCGCUAUCUGAUGGGAUCUGUGAUCUUAGACUUGUCCAACUGAUUCCCUAGUUUGUAGUUGACGGUCAACUAAGCUUGGAGAAAAUCGAAACGAAACCAGCUGAGCAGGAAAUUCAUUUUUGUUUUUGUGGAAAAUGAACAGACCCAAUGAAUUCGCCAGUGCCGGCCAUCCUUCGGGUGAUGGCGCAAACGUUUGGCAGCCGGCCACGAUGGAUGCUGUGAAAACGGACGACGGCCGUGUCAAGUAUCCCAGCAUGCAAACAGCUAUUAUCAAGGUUUUCUCAGUUAUUUGCAUCAUUAUGGGCGUUGCUUCCGUCGUUGUGCAGAUUGUGGCGUUAGUGUUUUAUGUUGCAGAGAUGGACGGCCUCGUUUAUUUUUCUGGAGACGUUGCCGGCGCCGGAAUCUGGGCUGGCUCCUUCCACGUGACAGCCGGAAGUUUAGGAAUAGCCUCCACCCAAAAACGGACUAAAUCGCUUUUGACGUGGACCGUUGUGAUGUCGGGAAUUGCGAUUUUCUCUUCUCUAAUUGCAUCAACGCUGUCUGGAAUAGCGGCGAUUGGUGGAGUUGAUUAUUAUGCCUGCUACUACAAUCCCGGAGGGAAGAACAGUGACACAUGUGACGCUUGGAUUUCUUUGGAAUGGGCCCUGGUGGGUAUCAGCGUAGCGGCUUCGGUUAGUACCAUUGUUUUGAUCGUUUUGACGUCCGUACCCCUUUGUUGUAGCAGCCAGCGCCAUAACAUCAUCGCCAUAAAAAAACGGGAAAUGUCUGAUGGAAGGGAUGAAAUGGGCCAGCAUCCGGUCUACUCCAGCCGGCAACAGCAGCAGCAGCAACCGCAGCAGCAGCAGCAACCGCAGCAAGCUAAGAAUAAUUACCAAACGGCCUACGUCUCGCAACAGCCUCAAACGCAUUCAGUGUCGAUCCCAAGAGCCCAGACAAUGCGAGAGCAAAUUAGGGCUCCUGCUUCAGUUGCCCAGCCGCAGCAGCAGCAGCAGCAGCCAAAAGGCGAAUACAAAUUAAACUCUGCUGGAUAUUUUUAAUAAGGUUUUAAUCCUAUAAGCGGAAUAUUUCAUUGUGUCUUAAUAUAUCUACCAAAAUAACGGAAACCAAAUAAAACGCCACCGUGUAUUCGAAA